Molecule: messenger RNA, 4358 nt
Organism: Anguilla rostrata (American eel)
Lineage: Eukaryota; Metazoa; Chordata; Actinopteri; Anguilliformes; Anguillidae
Exons: 13
Coding region: 168-1217 (349 amino acids)
Biological process (GO): cytoskeleton-dependent cytokinesis; regulation of exocytosis; cell division
Cellular component (GO): septin ring; microtubule cytoskeleton; cell division site
Molecular function (GO): GTP binding; GTPase activity; molecular adaptor activity
Source: RefSeq, a predicted model, not a curated record
CUUUACUGUCCCACCCACACGAACAGAAAAUGGGCAUUAUGGGAUAAGGGCGGAAUAUAUCUGGGAGGUUCCGGAUCCCUGGACUGGCCUGGGAUAGACUGCAGCAGUGAGAAAAAUCUAAUCUAAAGUAAUUUAUUUACGUAUACAUUCCCAGAGGUUCAGGGGACAUGUCUCAGUCUGGAGAGAAAGGGAAGUUUCCUGAGGCAGCAGGAUAUGUGGGCUUCGCUAACCUGCCCAACCAGGUGCACAGGAAGUCUGUGAAGAAAGGCUUUGAGUUCACGCUGAUGGUUGUGGGGGAGUCCGGUUUGGGGAAGUCUACUCUGAUCAACAGCCUGUUUCUGACGGACCUUUACCCUGAGCGCUAUAUCCCCAUCGCUGCAGAGAAAAUUGAACGGACCGUCCAGAUUGAGGCGUCUACUGUGGAAAUUGAGGAACGGGGGGUGAAACUACGCCUCACAGUGGUGGACACGCCUGGUUAUGGUGAUGCUAUUAACAGCCAAGACUGCUUUAAGACCAUCAUCCAGUACAUUGAUAACCAGUUUGAGCGCUACCUGCACGACGAGAGCGGGCUCAACCGCCGGCACAUCGUGGACAACCGCGUUCACUGCUGCUUCUACUUCAUCUCACCCUUCGGACACGGGCUGAAACCCCUAGAUGUCGAGUUCAUGAAGGCCAUUCACAGCAAGGUGAACAUUGUCCCCGUCAUCGCAAAGGCUGACACCCUGACGCUGAGAGAGCGGGAUCGUCUGAAGAGGAGGAUCCUGGACGAGAUUGCAGAGCACGGAAUUCGCAUAUACCAGCUUCCAGAUGCAGAUUCAGAUGAGGAUGAGGAGUUCAAGGAGCAGACACGUGUUCUGAAGGCCAGCAUUCCCUUUGCCGUGAUCGGCUCCAACCAGCUGAUCGAGGUGAAAGGGAAGAAGAUCCGGGGACGCCUGUACCCUUGGGGGGUGGUGGAGGUGGAAAACCCCGAGCACAAUGACUUCCUCAAGCUGCGCACCAUGCUUGUGACUCAUAUGCAGGAUCUGCAGGAAGUCACCCAGGACCUGCAUUACGAGAACUUCCGCUCAGAGCGUCUAAAACGAGCAGGAAGGGCAGUGGAGGAAGAUGUGGUGGACAAGGACCAGAUCCUGAUGCAGAAGGAGGCAGAGCUACGCCGGAUGCAGGAGAUGAUCACUCAGAUGCAGGCGCAGAUGCGGAUGAAGCCUGCUGAUGAGUGAGAUUGGGCUGGCUGUCCCGGGACGGGGUCCUUCUGCACGCCCCGUACAGAGCCUUCAUCAUCCAUUCAUCCCCCGACCCCUCGUGAUUGACAAGCAUUCAGACCAAUAGCAUCGGUUCGCUGCCACUCCCCUGAGCCCAAGUGCCUGCCCACACAGUCUACACCAUGCUGUGGAAUACUCUAACCCCCUCCCUGAAUUCCUGUCCCCUGCUCUGACCCCCUCCCUGAAUUCCUGUCCCCUGCUCUGACACCCUCCCUGAAUUCCUGUCCCCUACUCUGACCCCCUCCCUGAAUUCUUGUCCCCGGGGCUCCCUGGUCAUUCUACAAAAGCAGCCUGUGAUUUAGUCCUGAAACAGGAUGAUCUGUUUACUUACAACCCCGCAGUAACUGAGUUUGAUGAUUUCAGGGGUGUCCUAAAUAGAUCACCCAGACUGUAGAUUUUAUUUUAAAAAACCAAAAAGGCUGAGUUCUCAAUCUUGGUCCUGCCCCCACCCCUGUCCCAUGUGUGCUGGUUAGUGUUUCUUCAUCAAAUUAGGUUGUUGAAAACUCACGCUGAAGUUCUUCCAUAAUAAUAAUAAUAAUAAUUUCUCUACACAUUAACAUAAUGCAGGUUUUGCCAUUUACUUUGGCUUUGCUUGGAUGUCUUUGUUUCAAAUAUUUCAGUGACCAGGUUUCCACACUUUCCACUGAUUUCAUCAGUUACUCAGUGAUGUAAGACACAAAUUUAACCUUAAUAAUGCCAUAAUGCCUAUUUAACCUUAAUGUCUUAUUGUGCUGUAUUGGCCGUAUACCACAUUAAAUUAAUGCAUUGGUAUGCCUUUGAUUCCCCUUUAUUUUAGCUACUAAAUGAGACUAUUUCUUAUUAUAACAUUUCACAAAUAAAUUCAUGCAUAAGAAAUGUUGAAAAACUUGCAGACAUGGGGCCCCAGGACCAAAUUUGUGAACUCUGGUCUACGGUACACACCUCUCACAUCAGGGACUAAUUAAGCCACAGACAUGACCUGUCUGAUGUAGGUGCUUGUCAUUGAUGGGCUGUUUACUAUGUGUUCCAGGCUGUCUGCAUUGCCCCUACUAGAUCUAUGUAAGAAAAGGGUGUCAGAAUUGAAUAUAAAUUUCACUUCAGCUAAUGUCCUUUUCAGGACAUUGCAGCAUUGCAGUAAUGUCUAUGCAGUUCCACAUUUAUAAAUAUGGCACUUUAAAGAACAACGGGUGUCCACCUCCAUUUUAAAAUCUUCCUCUCCCUUGUUUUCUCUUAGUCCGUCCAGAGGAGACCACAUCCAGGAGUCCUUAAUAGACUUUUUCACAUUACUGGAGGCAAACAUGCCUGCAAAUUUUAAUUAGCGCCUGGAAACAGGCCUGAUCUUGCAGUUAUGUUUAGGGAACUCUGGCUCAUAGUAACAGCUGAAAGGGGUGCAGAGUAUUCUAUCACACAGCACCCUGGACAGCUCCAGCUACUUGUACAUGCAUUUACAGAGGAAACAAAACUUUUCCUGACAAUCUGCCAUCUGUCUGAACCUCCAUAUAUUUCUUUACCUUUUACUGCACUUUUAAGAGUCUUCAGCAUUUUCAUUUUGCAGUGUAUGCCUCUCACUCUUCCCUGUGCACUCUCUACAGUCUCCAUUACUCUUCCCUGUGCACUCUCUACAGUCUCCAUUACUCUUCCCUGUGCACUCUCUACAGUCUCCAUUACUCUUCCCUGUGCACUCUCUACAGUCUCCAUCACUGUUCCCUGUGCACUCUUUCCUGUACACUUGCUAUCUUUAGGCCAGUUCUUGGCUCCAGGUUUUUUUUUUGAGGAGCAGCAUGUGUGCUGUAAGUAUUGAAAUAAUGUCUAAAAAUAGACAGCGCUGCAGCUUCCCUGUGUCAGUGUUGAGAAAUGUUUCACUAUAAUAAUUUUUUUCUUCAUUGUUGGUUAAUCCAGGGUAAUGGUGCUAGUCUGAGGUACGUCCUCUGCUUUUGUACGCCGACUGAGCGCAUUGAGAGCAUUGACGUUGUGUAAUAUGCUGCCUGGCUAUCUGUAAUUGAUGCUGCAGUUUAGCAGAAAAUUUAGCUUCCCCUGUUUGGACUUCCUGCCUCUGUUAGGUCUAUGACAUCACUCCACUGAGAGUCUUAGCACAGCACGUUCACUACCAGGAAGUGGGAGUGUGUGGCCAGUGGUGGAAGUGAGUUUUCACUCAGGUAUUACCAUCUUUACUGAGCGCCUUGAGAAGACGAUAACUUGCACAGUGGAUUUAGGAAAUUAAUCUGUUUACAGACCUGUCCUACAGAGCAGAAAUGGAAUAAAAGCUGUGUUUUAUUGUAAUUCUCAUGACUGAAAAAGGGAUAACCGAACAACUAUGUAAUGCAGUUGUGUGUCUAUAAAGUCCUGUGAACCAGGAUCUAUUGGGUUAAAAUUGGGGGGGGGGGGGGGAGGAGAAUUAAUAGGUAAACAUAAUGAUUAACUCACACUUCAGUUGACAAAAAUGUUUGUGUGUUCAUAUUUCUACUUACCUUAGUUCUCUCCAUGUGAUUAAUUGGCAAGAGUUAAUGUAGGCAUUCAAGAGACAGACUAUUUGAUGAAAAUGUAAUCAGAACCAAAUCAAAUACUUUAGUGAAUAAUGAUAUGGUUAUUGUCCCCUCAGCUCACAUUUUGUCUUAAGAAAGAUGCACUGUAAUCUAAGAAAUAUCUAAUUUCCUUAUUCUGGAUAAGAGCGUUCAUCUUAUAGUAUGUUAUUUUUACUUUUGUUGAAUCUGGCUUUGGGUCUUUUCUUAAUGCAUUGGUCUAACACUAUCGUCAGCUCUAUAUUCAGCCUUUGUGACAAGAUCUCAAUCUUUGAACCAUAUUAAGAAAUGUGGGCUUUUUCUGAAUCAUUUUACUUGCCUGGUACUGACUAUACAGGUUGCAUACAGCUUGCGUACUCAAUAGUAGGCCAGUGAACUGCCCUUGACACAGCCCUUGCUUCCCCAAGACAUUCAUUCUGCUCUGAUGUCUAAGUGAAACUGGCCUGUCAGCUUUCUCACAGGCAUUUUAGCAAAUGGAGAUUUGAUUCCUGACAGAAAGGCUUCCUCAAUGUGUUUUUAGUAUAAACCAUUUGUUAUAUAAGACUCUUUUUGUACUACGGUUUUACAUGGUCAUUAGUAAAAAUAAAUUUUGGCAGAAACA